CUUUGGAAUAUACCAUUUAGAGAAGAAUACCAACAUUUGAAGAAGAAUUAGUUGUGUUUGUUUUCUUCUUUGUAGAGAGUAUUUGUAAGAGAGUUGUGUUGGGAAAUACUUUGAGUGAACCUCUUAUUUGGAGUGAUCUUUGUGAGGUUAUUCUUUUGGGUAUUUGGGCUAUUAGAGUAUUUAAUUACUCUAAUUUUGUACUCUCUUUUGUAUCUUUAUACUUUUUUUGUUCCGUUGGUGUUUAGUGAAGUUGCUUCUCUUUUGGUUGUGGACGUAGGUCAAGUUGACCGAACCAGGAAUGCUAGUUGGACGAACGGCUCGUAAAUUUACAUAAGUAAAACCGGCAGGUUGUCAGGUUUGGAAGCAUUAGCAUUAGCAGCGAGAAGGGAAGGAUGUCGAAGUCUCUCAAUGAGGAGUUGCUUCUAUUAUCAAAGCCAAUAAGGGAAUCACUUUCCAAGGCACCGUAUACUCCUCCAGAGGGUUCCAAUGUCUCCAUCAAAUCCAUGUUACUGUCUCUUAUUUCCGACUCUCAACCCGAAAUAAGGGAUUUUAGCUUAUGUUGUGCUGCAUUGGCAUCCGCCUCCGAAUCAACCUAUAAUCAACACUUUUGGGUUUCCAAUUCGCUAUCUCUUGCUGCUGCCUCCGCCUUCAAAGACCUAUCUAAAGCUUAUGCUACCACGGCUGCUGGAAAUUCUAACUUGAUCAAAUUUGGCGAGCUGGAGAUCGAAUUUAAGUCUCUCCCAAAUGACAAAAUGUUGGCCAUACACUUAAUGCCUCAACUCUUGCCUUUGCUAAAAGACACGAUUAAGCAGAGUGCCAUUGAUAAGUCAAUUGAUGGUCAUGAGAUAACAUCUGCAAGUGCUGGGGUUCCUGUAGCAUACGCCAUUAUUGCUGCUUAUCAGUUUAGAUGGCUCAUUUCUCAGGUGGAUUAUCCUCACCUUGGAAAAGUGUGCUCUUUGGUGAUUCCAUGUGCCCUAACAGCUCUUGAUCACUGGUCGUCUGAAGUAAAGGGGCAGGGCAUGGCAAGCUUAAUACAUCUGGCAAAAAAUGUCAAUGCUGCUGAGAUUGGUUGGUAUGAAGAUGUAAUUCUUGAUGCUUGCUGCCAAAAUAUUGUUUCCGACGAUGAGAUAUGGGAGCGUGCGGUUCAAUUGUCUGUACUUAUGGUGACCUUCACCCAGAAAAGUAAUCCUCGAAGCAUAUGGUAUGAAAAAUUGUUGAAUGAGAUGUUGAGUCACUUGGAAAGGCAACCAAGAAACAAGGAGCGACGUAUUGCAUGGCUACAGCAUAUUGAGCCACUGUUUAAUCGUCUUGGUCUUAUACUGUUAGUUCAUUUCAGGCGACUUUUCCCCCUUUUCUUCAAGUGGAUGCAUACAGAUGAUGACGGAACUGUUCUACUGGUUCUUGAACGGAUCAAGACAGUUGUAAAGUUGACAUGGAUAAGGAAUUCGCCACACAUUGAAAGGUUGGUGGAUGAACUUGUUAGUCUAUACAAGGAAGCAGCACUAAAAGUUGCACGUGAAGAAAUCAGAAAGCUUGUUCUUCAGAUUAUGAUUUUGAUCCAACAAUCCAAGGGCUCGCAGUUCAAAGCUGCUUGGGACAAGCACAAGGAUGAUCCUGACUUGGCAAUUUUCCAUCAUUCCUUUAGUGAACAACAGCCUGCAAUGGUUGCUCAAUUGGGGAGCCUCGACAUAACUGAUAAAGUUGCUGUCAUCUGACUAGGAUUGCAUGGGUCAAGCCGUGGAAACAACCUGGUGCAGAAAUGUAGGGUAAGACUGUACAAUCGACCCUUGCAGUCCAACACUGUCUCGGACCUGACCUGUGUACGAUAGACCCAAAAUCACCGGGAUGCCCUUUUUCUCAAUUGGUGAGACUUGUUAUGCUUUUCAACGAUUCAUCAGAUGAAGGGAUUGAGAGUAAUGAGCUUGGCAUCCAUGUAAAUAGUUAGCUGUCCAUCGGCAUACUUUCAAGUUAAGAUAUGUAGUGUCGCGAUUCAGUAUUUCGUAUUGAGAUGUAUUUAUAUAGUAUUAUGCAAAGAAAUUGAUGUUUACUUGGAAAAUGUGUGUACCAUUGUGAUUUUCAGUAAAUGAGGACUGCAAAAUUAGUACAAGAAUCAGUAAUCAUGAUUUGGAUCAA
Capsicum annuum is the source of this 2133-nucleotide messenger RNA. RefSeq lists its product as uncharacterized. The transcript is spliced from 10 exons. Lineage: Eukaryota; Viridiplantae; Streptophyta; Magnoliopsida; Solanales; Solanaceae. Bases 393 to 1715 code for a protein of 440 amino acids. The record is from RefSeq and is a predicted model, not a curated record.